Molecule: messenger RNA, 1434 nt
Organism: Phytophthora sojae
Lineage: Eukaryota; Oomycota; Peronosporomycetes; Peronosporales; Peronosporaceae
Exons: 5
Coding region: 1-1434 (477 amino acids)
Source: RefSeq, a predicted model, not a curated record
AUGAGCUCGCCUCAGAAGAAGACUGACGCUGCAGCAGAGGGGAAGUCCUCCGCCGGGAUAGAGACUCUCUCUAUCCCCGAGUCUCAAAGCAAAGCCGACGCCGUCGACGACGAAGACGACGACGUGGAGGUGGAAGAGGGCGAGGCCUCUUCCAGCAAGCGCAAGGAGUCUAUCGACAGCGAUAGAGACGAUUCGGACGCUUCGAGCUCGAAGCGUUCGCGCGGCGAGAGCGACACUCCGCUCUCUGCUGCUGGGGCUUUAAGCUCCCCGCGUGAGGUGGUGCCUUCAAGUUGUACGCGCGCUGCUCAGGCAGCGCGCGAUCCGUGGACGCCGUCUGCGUCAGAGAUCGCAGACCAUGUGGGUAUGUCGCCGGCCUUCUAUACGGGACACCGAGCUAGGGUGUCCCAUAAUUCAAGUGGCUCACUCUCGGGUCACCUUCGGGUAACCUCCGGGUCCAUCGCCUCACAAUCCUUCAACCCGCAUUACGACAUGGGCAACACUGUGCCUCCAAACGAAAUCCCGCUGUACGUAUGCAGCGGUAUCUACGACGAUGCUGUUGCGGAGGAGCAGCACCUUGAUCCGUUAACGAAUCAAAGGCGCGACUACUACAUUGGGCUCUUUCACAAGCUCCGGUACUUCUCCAGCAAGAAGACCUCUUCUCGCAGCAAAGUGCCUGAGUGGCAGGCACUUUACAUUCUCGACGCGCGGGCGGCUGGAGCAGCUCCACAGAUCCUCUGUGGACGCUGGUAUUCCAUGCGCUGCACGUUGUGUCUUCCGGGUGCGGCGCGCUUGAGCGACCGCGACCUAAACGGGUACACGACGAUUCGUGUAACUGCGAGUCUCAAGGAUCGCCGUGCCAAGUUCUUGGCACGUGAGGAACGCGACGAUCGUGGGACCUCGGGCGCUGUAGGUGACCGCAGCGCUCGCACUACCUUCGCGUCGGCAGUGCGUGGUGAGCUUCGUACGCCCUCACCAAUUCCCGAACGUCCUGCAGCAGGACGUCCCGUGGCUCCCAUGUAUCUUGGUGGGGCGGAAACCCUCUCCAACGAAUACGAUAAAGAACCGGCUGCCGGUUCGUUUUCGGGAUACUAUGGUUCACAAUACGCUCAACAAUCCAGCGUGUCGAGCCGCGGGCGUCGCGGAUCGGAGGCGGCGGUGGUGGGAACACGCCCCGGGUAUGGUCAACCUGGGGUUGACCUUGGCCCGACGCUCGAGGAGCGGGUCGCUGCUGUGGAACAGCAUCAGAGCCGGGAGUUCGCCGCUCUGAAGCAGGAGGUGGCGAUCCUGAGGGCUCAAGUCGCUCAGGCCUCGCAGACCGCGUCGGACAUCUCUGUCGACGUGGGAGGUCGCGUCGCACGCUUGCCCCAGCGCCUUCACGCACUGAAGCAGAGGUUCGCUCCCGCUGGGGCUUCCGCUUCGGGCCAGCCGAGCUAG